AUGGCUCGGGGUAACCAGAGAGAUCAGGCCCGCCUAAAAAGGCAGAAAGAAGAUCAGAAGAAGAAAUCCAAGACUGAGGUCGGCAAGGGUGGUAUACUGGCUAAGAAGGAGAAUGAUGCUGAUAAGAUGAGAGCGAAACAAGCGUUGGCAAAUCAGCGGAAAGAAGCUGAAGCACUUGCAGGGGCGAAGAAGAACUAA
Molecule: messenger RNA, 198 nt
Organism: Aspergillus eucalypticola CBS 122712
Lineage: Eukaryota; Fungi; Ascomycota; Eurotiomycetes; Eurotiales; Aspergillaceae
Product: 4F5 domain protein
Exons: 3
Coding region: 1-198 (65 amino acids)
Source: RefSeq, a predicted model, not a curated record